CUGAGAAGAGCUGGUCGCGAAUAAGCUGGUGCGUAGACACGCAGUUUUUCAAAUUAUAGCGAGCACAACACAGCCUUCUUUGCCAGUUGUUCAAUGUAAGGUUAGUUUGAUAUAUAAAGUCAUCACAAAAACAUUGAUUGUUAACGAAAUCCCAAAUAAGAAGAAUGGAAUCCAGUGGAUCAUUCAACUGUGAUGUUAGAGUGAAAGAGGAGCCUAGCGAUGUGUCGCUCAGUGAAAAUAAUUACAAAAUCAUCGAUGAAAAAGCCCAUCUUAAACACGCUCAACUCUUACCAUUUCCGCAAAAGAAUUCUACCCAUACCCUUCGAAAAUGUGACAUUAAACUUGAAAAAGAACUUGAUGAAGAAGUGGAAAUAGUUGUUGAAUGUGAAGAUGUCAAGCCCAAUAUUAAUUUAUUAGCAGUUGAAAUAAUUGUCGACGAUACUCGAACUCACCUGCAGAAUGCAAAAAAUAGCGAUUUUAUUAAAGUUCAAAACAAAAUAAAAAUAGAUUCCGCGGAAGAAGUGAAACAAGAAUUUGUUGGUGACGAUGCCAGAGAAUUGAAUUUCAAUUUCAACUGUACACUUGUCGAACAAAAUAGUCAAAGAAAAACUCAAAAAAAGUUUAACCACGAACAUAACUUCGAAACAAACAUCGAUAAGGUGCAUAAUAAUAAAUUCGCCACAUGUGAAAUAUGCGGUAAGAAAUUUUCAUAUAGGAGUAGUCUGAGAAGGCAUGUCAGAGUAUCACAUAAAUACAUCACCCACGCAUGUGACAUAUGCGGUAAGAAAUUUACACAAAAAAGCCAUCUUAAAGACCACAUCGAUUCGGGCCAUAAUGGUAUCACGCGUAAUUGUGAUCAAUGCGGAAGAAAAUUCUCAGUGAAAGGUCUUAAGAUCCAUAUUGAUAUGGUGCAUAAUGGUAUCAAAUAUUUAUGUGAUGUGUGCAAAAAGAAAUUCUCAAAUAAAAGUUAUCUCAAAAUCCACAUCGAUGCGACGCACAAUGAUGUCCGAUAUGCGUGUGGAAAUUGCGGAAAAAAAUGUACAACAAAAAAUAAUCUCAAAACCCAUACCGAUACGAUGCAUAAUGGUGUCACAUACGCAUGUGAUAAGUGUGGCAAGACAUUUUCACAUAAGAGUAGUUUGAAAACUCACACUGAUUCAAUGCACAAUAAUGUCACACAUACAUGUAAUAUAUGCGGAAAAAAAUUCAAACAGAAGAGCUACCUCAAAUACCACGUAAAUGCUGUGCAUAAAGGUAUUACUUCAUUUAAGUAGUAAUCUAAUUUCAAAAGGUACAUAGAUACGGAACAUCGCUCAAGCCUAGCAAUGAAAGUAUACAAUUAAACUUUGUUGAAAGUAUACAUUUACACUUUCGGAAGAUAAAUUUACUAAAUUU
Molecule: messenger RNA, 1395 nt
Organism: Trichogramma pretiosum
Lineage: Eukaryota; Metazoa; Arthropoda; Insecta; Hymenoptera; Trichogrammatidae
Product: zinc finger protein 836-like
Exons: 3
Coding region: 165-1274 (369 amino acids)
Cellular component (GO): nucleus
Source: RefSeq, a predicted model, not a curated record